AUGACUGUGAGUCUGUUGCUAUGUGUUGAUGUUAGUGUUACUCUGUUGCUAUGUGUUGAUGUGAGUGUUACUCUGUUGCUAUGUGUUGAUGUGAGUGUUACUCUGUUGCUAUGUGUUGAUGUGAGUGUUACUCUGUUUCUAUGUGUUGAUAUGAGUGUUACUCUGUUGCUAUGUGUUGAUGUGAGUAUUACUUUGUUGCUAUGUGUUGAUGUGAGUGUUACCUUGUUGCUAUGUGUUGAUGUGAGUGUUACUCUGUUGCUAUGUGUUGAUGUGAGUGUUACUCUGUUGCUAUGUGUUGAUGUGAGUGUUACUCUGUGGUUAUGUGUUGAUGUGAGUGUUUCUCUGUUGCUAUGUGUUGAUGUGAGUGUUACUCUGUUGCUAUGUGUUGAUGUGAGUGUUACUCUGUUGCUAUGUGUUGAUGUGAGUGUUACUCUGUUGCUAUGUGUUGAUGUGAGUGUUACUCUGUUGCUAUGUGUUGAUGUGAGUGUUACUCUGUUGCUAUGUGUUGAUGUGAGUGUUACUCUGUUGCUAUGUGUUGAUGUGAGUGUUACUUUGUUGCUAUGUGUUGAUGUUAGGGUUGCUUUGUUUUGA
Molecule: messenger RNA, 591 nt
Organism: Ruditapes philippinarum (Manila clam)
Lineage: Eukaryota; Metazoa; Mollusca; Bivalvia; Venerida; Veneridae
Exons: 1
Coding region: 1-591 (196 amino acids)
Source: RefSeq, a predicted model, not a curated record